This is a messenger RNA of Sesamum indicum (sesame), 2303 nucleotides long. RefSeq lists its product as uncharacterized. NCBI's taxonomy places the organism in Eukaryota, Viridiplantae, Streptophyta, Magnoliopsida, Lamiales, Pedaliaceae. Gene Ontology annotation, molecular function: beta-glucosidase activity. Gene Ontology annotation, biological process: glucan catabolic process. The record is from RefSeq and is a predicted model, not a curated record.
CACUACUACCACAUUAUCACUUACCUAUAUUAAUACCCAGAUUUACACCACUUUCCUUCAUUCUUAACAGCAAUUAUUCACUUCACCCCCCACCCAGGUAAUUAACUAUUCUCAUCUUACCAGCUUCUCGGUAAUGUAUAGCAUUAAUGCGAUCAUAAGCUGUUAAUUUUAAUCUAGAUUGAAACUUUUUUGCAGCACUUGCAACUUAUUGUGAAGCAAUGAAGUCAAGACUGACUAGCAUAGUCCCAAUCCUGGGACUCUUGAUCCUAUUCGCUUCAUGGGUUGGAGCCACAACCAAGAAUCCAAACCCGGCAAUCAACACACUGUACAAGGACCCAACCCAGCCUAUGAGCAAGAGGAUAAAGAACCUCAUGAAGCAGAUGACACUGGAGGAGAAGAUUGCACAAAUGGCUCAGCUUGACCGUGUGGCAGCCACGCCGGAGAUCAUGAGAGACUUCUCCAUUGGCAGCCUCCUUAGCGGUGGUGGGAGCUGGGUCCACGAGGGUCAAACGACGAUUGAGUGGGUGGACAUGGUGAACAGCUUCCAAAACGGGUCAUUGGCUAGCAGACUUGGGAUUCCUAUGAUUUAUGGAAUUGAUGCUGUGCAUGGCCAUAAUAAUGUUUACAGGGCCACUAUUUUUCCUCAUAAUAUAGGCCUUGGUGCAACCAGAGACCCAGAGCUUGUGAAGAGGAUUGGUGCUGCUACAGCUCGUGAAAUUAGAGCAACAGGCAUUCCCUAUGCCUUUGCACCAUGCAUUGCAGUAUGCCGAGAUCCAAGAUGGGGUAGAUGCUACGAGAGUUUCAGUGAGGAUCCCAAGAUUGUAGAGGAAAUGACAGAUAUUAUUGAAGGUCUACAAGGAGAAAUCCCUCCCAAUUCAAGAAAGGGUGUACCUUACAUCGGAGGACAGGACAAGGUUGUGGCUUGUGCAAAACACUUUGUUGGUGAUGGUGGAACAAAAGAUGGAAUCAAUGAGAACAAUACAAAAGCAGAUUGGCAUGAACUGCUCAGCAUUCAUAUGCCUGGAUACUAUCAUUCUAUCAAGAAGGGUGUUUCCACUAUAAUGAUUUCUUAUUCCAGUUUGAAUGGAGUCAAAAUGCACACAAAUAGAAAUCUCAUCACAAAUUUCCUCAAGGGCGCACUUAGAUUCAGGGGAUUUGUCAUCUCAGAUUGGCAAGGAGUAGACAAGACUACCUAUCCGGAGCAUGCCAACUAUUCCGACUCACUGCUCAAAGCAAUUGAUGCUGGUAUUGACAUGGUGAUGGUCCCAUACAAUCACACAGAAUUCAGCAGCAUACUGGUCUCCCAUGUGAAGAACAACUUAAUCCCAAUGAGCAGGAUUGAUGAUGCAGUGAGAAGGAUCCUGAGGAUCAAAUUCACUAUGGGUCUCUUUGAGAACCCUAUGGCUGAUUAUAGUCGUGCUGAUAAACUUGGAAGUCAGGUUCACAGAGAUUUGGCAAGAGAGGCUGUGAGAAAAUCACUUGUGCUCUUAAAGAACGGAGAAAAUGCCGAUAGCCCCAUCCUUCCACUUCCUAAAGAGACAUCCAAAAUCUUAGUUGCAGGAAAACACGCCAACAACCUCGGAUUACAGUGCGGUGGUUGGACAAUUACUUGGCAGGGACUCGAUAGCAAAAACCUUACUGCUGGAACAACAAUACUAAAUGCAAUCUCAAAUGCGGUCCAUCCCAGCACAGAACUAGUUUACAGUGAAAACCCUGAUCCUAAAUUUGUAAAGGCCGAGAAUUUUUCCUAUGCCAUUGUGGUUGUAGGUGAACCCCCUUAUAGUGAAACUGCUGGGGACAACCAGAAUCUUACUAUUCCUGAACCAGGUCUGAGCAUAAUGAAAAAUGUUUGUGGGAGUGUUAAGUGUGUUGUGGUUUUGAUUUCUGGGCGGCCCUUGGUGGUUCAGCCCUAUCUUUCAUCAAUAGAUGCUCUUGUGGCUGCAUGGCUACCUGGAUCUGAAGGCCAAGGGGUAGCUGAUGUGUUAUUUGGUGAAUAUGGGUUCAGCGGGAAGUUGCCAAGAACUUGGUUCAAGACGGUCGACCAAUUGCCCAUGAAUGUUGGUGAUGAACACUAUGAUCCACUUUUCCCAUUUGGCUUUGGACUCACCACGAAAGGCAUUAAAGGUUAAAGAGAUUCAGUGCACUAACUAGGAUAUUUUAGAUAAAUAAUUUUUUAAUGUUUUGAUACAGAUAUAGGUUACUGAUUUAGUAUUUGGUAAUAGUAUGUUUCUUUAGAUUGCGUACAGUUCUAACUUUUUUAGAUAUGUAAAUUGGCUUUGCCCACUUCGAUAAUAGGAAUAAAA